This is a messenger RNA of Toxotes jaculatrix (banded archerfish), 1789 nucleotides long. RefSeq names its product sequestosome 1 (gene sqstm1). The record is from RefSeq and is a predicted model, not a curated record. Gene Ontology annotation, molecular function: zinc ion binding; K63-linked polyubiquitin modification-dependent protein binding; protein kinase C binding. Bases 260 to 1540 code for a protein of 426 amino acids. Gene Ontology annotation, cellular component: aggresome; amphisome. Gene Ontology annotation, biological process: mitophagy; aggrephagy; endosome organization. The transcript has 8 exons. Lineage: Eukaryota; Metazoa; Chordata; Actinopteri; Toxotidae.
UGUCGCGGAAAUAAACAUAAGCUGCGCCGAGGAUUUAACUCUGCGUCACAAAGUUUCUCACUUUGUUUCAGAGGCUGGAAAAGUUCGUUUUCUGCCCGGAGCCUGGUUCACUGUGAGCGGUCAGCACAGAGUCUGAGUGUCCGGUGUCUGGCUCACUUAGGUCCGGUUCGGGGCGUGGAAAAGUGUGUGUUUUCUACCCGGAGUCUUGUUGGGCUUAGUCCGGUUCACAGCGCGUAGUGUGCCCGUGUCCCACAGCAGAAUGUCGGUGACGGUGAAAGCCUACCUGCUGGGCAAAGAUGAGUCGGUGAAGGAAAUCCGACGCUUCACGGUGGAUCAGGACGUUUCCUGCAGCUUCGACUACCUGAGCAGGAAAACUGCGGGAGUCUUCAGUAACCUGAAAAACAGCGGGUUCAACAUGUACUACAGAGAUGAAGAUGGAGACCUGGUGGCAUUUUCCUCUGAUGAUGAACUGAUGAUGGGUCUGGCCUGUAUGAAGGACGACACCUUCCGUCUCUUCAUGAAAGAGAAGAAAGAGCAUCGACGGGACUUUCCUCUCCACGCCUUCCCUCCCUUUGCGUUCUGCCCCCCUCCUCCUCCACCUGGAGCUCCUCAGCCCCCGCCCCCUCACCAUGGCCCUCCUCCUCACCCGGCCACGCCCCCCGCCCUGCACCCUAACGUCACCUGUGACAGCUGUGACGGUCCCGUGGUGGGAACUCGCUUCAAGUGCUCGGUUUGUCCGAACUACGACCUGUGCUCCGCGUGCCAGGCCCGAGGGACGCACACCGAGCACGCUCUGCUGCCCAUCUGGCACCCGCUGCAGCAGUGGUUUCCUCGGGGGAAGUGGAUGAAGAGGAUGAGACAUUGCAUGUGGAACCAGAACCUGAACCAGGCUCAGACCCAGACCCAGGACCAAGACCAGGACCAGGACCAGGACCAAGCCCAAGCUGGAUCCUCCAGACCUGCAGCUGACUCUGCCUCUCAGGCCAAUGUGGACUUCCUGAAGAACAUCGGGGAGGGUGUGGCGGCCAUGUUGAGCCCACUGGGUAUCGACGUGGACAUCGAUGUGGAGCACGAGGGACAGAGGACGAAGGUGACCCCUCCCUGUCAGAGCGGAGGGGUGGGGGGCGACGUGGAGAUGGACGGAGGCGGCAGAGAGGGUGGAGCCAGCGAGGCCUCAAAGGUGAGAGGAGACUCUGACGAGGAGUGGACUCACCUGAGCUCCAGAGAGGUCGACCCCUCCACCGGAGAGCUGCAGUCCCUCCAGCCUGGGGACCAGAACCAGGACCCUCCGUCCGGAGGACAGCAGGGGCCUCCAGGGGACCAGCAGGGUCCAACGGGUCUAAGGGAGGCGGCGUUGUACCCCCACCUGCCUCAAGAGGCCGACCCCCGCCUGGUGGAGUCCCUGUCACUCAUGCUGUCCAUGGGUUUCACUGACGAGGGGGGGUGGCUGACUCGACUCCUUCAGGCCAAGAACUUUGACAUUGGCGCUGCGCUCGACGCCAUCCAGUACGCCAAACAGCCUCGCCCGCACCAGCCCUGAUGAUGUCAUCAUCAUGAUGUCAUCACUGACAUCUUCACCUAUACUAAACCAAUGACAUCACCAGAUAUCGUUUAUAUCGUUUCAUGUAACCUGAGAUUACCUGUCAUCUGAUUACUGUUCUCAUUAAUCAAUACUUUACCUUGUUAAUCAAUAGUUUAACUCACUGAUGAGUGUUCUGGUUUAUCUUCAUUAGUCACUGACGUUUGUUUCAUGUUAAUCUGAACAAUAAAACAUGAACUGAAACUUUAA